AGUAUAACUUUUUAACCGCAAGACAUGACUUGUAUGUUUAACACCGGUUUACCGUUAUAUAAGUAAAAAUAAGUUGUACGUGUAGUCCUUACAGAGUUGGGCCAAUUUAAAAAAUGUACAAAUCGAUCUCAAAAUUCCUUAUUCUUGUGUCGUUGAUGACAUUGCUGAAAUCAGCUCCUGUCAUACCUCCGAGGAAAAUCUAUCACCUAGACAAGCUGAUUCGAGUUCAUCCCAAAACAAUGGAUCAAGUCCUUGCUCUGGAGAGACUUCAAGACAAUCUUCCUGCUGAGGUUGACUUUUGGAAGAGGCCUAAUAUCAAUGCUGAUGUAGAUAUUCAUGUACCUAUCAAAGUGUAUGAUGACGUCACUCAACGAUUGUCACAUGUUGACCUUAAGCCUACUUUAUUAGUUCAUGAUAUACAAAGUGUUAUGGACCAAGAGGAGGCUUCUAUGGAGAUCCCUGAUUACGUCAUUGAUUCAACAGGUGCGAUGGCAUCUCCAGCACUCAAACUAAGGAAUACGGAUAUUGUCGGAAAAUUUGCACGACAUGCCGAGAUGGACAGUUGGCUCGUAAGGAUGGCAUCAAAAUACUCUGCAAUUGAAAAAUAGAGUCUAUCGGCAUAACAUAUGAAGGCAGAGAUAUGAAAGUUAUCAAGGUACAAUGCUUAUAUAUAAAGGAUAUUACAUGUAUAACAUAAUGAUCUUCAUAAGAAAUUUAUUAAUUAAUUGAUUGAUUGAUUGACUGAUUGAUUGAUUGAAUAGUUUAGUGUAUCUUGUUUUACUCCCCCUAUGAAGGAGUUUUAUUUAGAGAGAGAGAGAGACAUCAACCCGAA
Saccostrea cuccullata (small rock oyster) is the source of this 832-nucleotide messenger RNA. RefSeq lists its product as uncharacterized. The record is from RefSeq and is a predicted model, not a curated record. Bases 114 to 608 code for a protein of 164 amino acids. The transcript has 5 exons. NCBI's taxonomy places the organism in Eukaryota, Metazoa, Mollusca, Bivalvia, Ostreida, Ostreidae.